Messenger RNA from Mercenaria mercenaria, 3477 nucleotides. Its product is annotated as hemicentin-1-like. The record is from RefSeq and is a predicted model, not a curated record. Bases 187 to 1539 code for a protein of 450 amino acids. NCBI's taxonomy places the organism in Eukaryota, Metazoa, Mollusca, Bivalvia, Venerida, Veneridae. Gene Ontology annotation, molecular function: protein binding. The transcript is spliced from 11 exons.
UCUGUUUCACUCCUAAGGUGAGACUGCCAACUUAUUUUGUUUUAAACUGACAAAGUAGAUAUUUUCAUCAGAUAUUUUACUAAGUGAAUGAUAUUACAAUAAUUGUAUUAGAUGAAUUAAAGGGGAGUGAAUGAGCAGUUUUCGUAUAUUUUCUUCAGACAGAAUGCUUGUGAAUUAGAGACAAUAAUGAUCUUCAGAGCCUUCAUCAUUUUUCUCUUGGCUGCACCUAGAAAUGCCGCCUCCUUGUCGUGUUACAACUGCACUGACAUUGAUAGCUUGGAUAGCUGUCAAACAGUUAUAGAUUGCGAAAAAGAAGAGUCCUGCUUCACGCGAUCCCAAACAACUGGACGACAUCUGACAUAUACUAUGGGAUGUACAGACAAUGAGAAAUGUGGUAGCAUACCCGUGUAUGAUACUAUGUCUAUGAAAAUGAGCAACGAAAAAUGCUAUGAAUGCUGUGGAAGUGAGAAGUGUAACAACCGGUUGUGUAAACACAAAACACCACCACCCUGCGAAGACACUGAUGAGAACUGUUCCUACUGGAACCAGAAGUUUGAUAUAUGUAAGGACAUUCAUGAUGCGAAGAUGAUCUGCCGAAAAUUCUGUAAACUAUGCUCAUUAGUUGAUGGAAACUGGGCUCCUUGGUCUUCCUGGUCCUCGUGUGAUGUGACAUGUGGUCAUGGUAUACAUACACGAAUCAGAACAUGUACCAGCCCAGCUCCAGCGUACCGGGGACUGGAUUGUAAAGGAAACAACACUGAUACAAAACCCUGUGUCAGGCCUUUAUGCCCAGUACAUGGCGGUUGGUCUGACUGGUCAAAUUGGGGAACGUGUCCAGUCACAUGUGGUAUGGGAAUACAGAAAAGGCACCGCACAUGUACCAAUCCAUCACCAUUAAGGUAUGGCUAUCACUGUUUUGGGGACGCAUUAGACGUAAAAUCGUGUAUGCAAAGCUCAUGUGAAGGGACUGACGGGGAAUGGACCAAUUGGGGUGGCUGGGAUAUUUGCAGUGCAUCUUGCAACGGGGGUUUGCGUAAACGCUCCAGGUCGUGUACAAACCCUCGUCCAGAUCCACAUGGAAAAUAUUGUGAUGGUGAUCCAAUUCAGGUUGAAAUGUGCAAUAAGCAAACAUGUAAGACUUCAAAUACAAGUGUCGCAUUCAACGCCUACUAUGUUACCGACACAACUCCAGCAUCUGGUCAGACUAUGGUCUUUUCAAAUGUACUCGUCAACCAAGGAGGAUCUUACAACAGCUCUACGGGAAUAUUUGUAGCUCCACGAAAUGGGACGUACAUAUUCAAUGCCCAAAUGUGUACUCAUAGUAGCCGAAGUUUUAAUUUCCAUAUCAUGGUAAAAGAUGCAGCGUAUGCAUCCGUGUACGCGUAUGCCUACAACUCGUACGAGUGUGCUUUUACUCAAGCUGUUGUGGUACUGGAAACAAAUCAACAGGCUUUUGUCAAAUUUGGCACCUGGUUCGGGAAAUUAGUGCAGACAAGUAACUACAGAAACUUUUUUUCUGGGUCAUUGGUUCAUGAGUAAACAGUUUGUGUUUUCAGAAAAACUCGUAACUGCAAAAUUAUUGCAAGUUUAUGUUUUAUUCCUUUCUAUAACAGUCAAUUGCAAAUAAUUUGGUCCGUUUUAUUUAAAACCAGAAGUCUGCAAGUGACGUAUUGCGAUAAGAAAUGUAUCCUAGUACUUGAAUGUUUUUUUUUUAUUUGUAAGCACGAGUUAAAUCUGAUGUUUCUAAAUAAGCAUUCGCUACGGCAUAUUAGGGGUGUUUAAUUACGCAAACGCACAGAAUCUGCUUUUGUUUUCUUUAAUUUGUAGAUGGCGUUAAUGGGAAUUAGUUUGCUUUUAAAGACACUCAAUAUGUUCGGGCAAUAAGAGAAAUGCAUUUCAAUUUUGUAGAUUAAAACACAUGAAUGUGCAUUGCAUAUAUAUAUUUUGUAUUGUGUUCACCUGUUUUGUGGGCUUUUUUAAGCUGAACUAAGAGCAUAUGAUGCAUUUGCUUUAAUGAAAGCUAGGAAAACUGUAAUAUUAGAAGGAGUGAACCCUUUCAUAGAUUGUUAAAAAAAUAACAUUGCACUUUUAAAUGUUGUCAGGUUUAAUUCAAAACAUAAUUGAAAAGAUGGAGCUUUUACUGGAUUCGUAAUAUAUAAUAUUGACAGGACUUGUUGUAAUUUGUUGAAUUUUUCAAAUGCCUUCUUAUUGCAAUUGCUCCAACAAAAUACACAUACAUUGUAUAAAAAUAAGAUUUAAGAAUAACCAAACAUUUCCUUCUAUCGAGCUAUCGAACAAAAGGUACAAUAUCUUUUUCAGGAGAGUAUGUUGUAUCAUUGUUUUUGUAACUGACAUAUCUUAUUUGUAGACGUUUUACCAUAUCUCUUACCAACUUUUAUGAAACAAGCAUCUUCUUUCCUUUGGGAAAUAGAUACACAUAGGAAGAAAACAUCCACUCGGCUACUCUAGGCCUUUUUAUUUAAAAACAAGCGAAGCCAUGAACAGAUAGAUUGCUUAUCAGAAUCUGAUAUAUGUACAAAAAAUGAAUAGAUCAUAUUUAACGAUCAAAUACUAGUAAUGAAAUGGUUAACGUUUGCCCAAUACUAAUACAUACAUGUCACUUGUCCCCCAUGCCAUACAGAGUUUGAUGUGUACUUAGGAGACAUAAUGUCAGUCAGUCUUUUGCGCGUUUGUCUACAUAUUCAUAAUCACAAUUGGAGAGCAAGCUAGAGAAAAUAUGUAUAGCAUUGAAAGUACUCCGGCACACCGUAAGACUUUUGUCUAAGCCUAACGGAGUUCUUCCCCUUGGACCUAUCUGUUUUUUUCUGUGUCAACAUAAUUACUUGAAUGUACUAUUUUCUUUUUUGUUUCAGAUAAGAAUAUUAAAAUUAAAGUUGAAACAUAUCUGGGUUUAAACAUCAAUUGUAGGUGCAUGCUUCACACUUCUAUACAUCACUUCAGGGUCAGUGAACCUCAUGUUCUAUGUAAGGUAGCAAAAUGUAAUACUUUGUGGAGCAACUACUUUCUGAUUCUAUCAAAUGAUGCAACCAAAGUAGAUUUAAGAUGCUUUUUUUUCUUUACUUUGCCAAUAGUAUCUUUAAUUAACUUUACUUAAAAUUGCUCUGCCUUUUACAAGGCUACACCAAAGAAGCUGGAACGGUUCCUCUAUGCAUGCAUCUCUCUUUUAAAUUUGAUAGAGGAAUGCAAAAGGGCCUGUGAAUAUAUGCUUUAAUUCUGUAACGGGGUUAUCUAUGUAUUAUUUUUGUAUUAUUUAGAUGUUAUUUAACAUCAUUAAUUAUACCUUUAUAUGUAGUAUUUCACUCGACUACUAGAUGCACUUCUGAUAUUAUUACAAUCUUCUAACAUGAAUUUUCGAUACAAUAUUCUAAUAUUUGAAUUUGUCUUGUGUAUACCGAUUUGUUUUGCACGAAUCUGUAAAUCAUGCUAUGCUUAUUACAAAUAAAUUACAAAAAAAUA